GCGUAUUUCUGUGUUCAUCGUUAUUAAUUACACACUUGCUGACACCUUUUCCUCCUAAUCACCCUCGCUAUUCGCAACGGAUGGAUAGAGCGAAGAAAAAAAAAUCAUAAUAAAUAAUUAAUUUCACUAUCACUAGCCAGCCUAUUAACGCACGGCGGUGGUGGUCGCCAAGAAGAUUAACGGCUAAUUUGCGCCACUUCGCGAACCACUUUUUGCUCUUCGGCAAAGUUCGCCGACGAAGACAGAGGAGAGGAAGAGCGAAAACAAUGUUCAAGGUGGCUGCCGAAGUCACCAAUUAGCAUACAAUCGCGUACAGGCGCAGCGCCAGCGUCACAAGAAGCGGGAAGAGAGGGGAAGUGAGAGCGGGAAAGAUUAGCGUGGAAAGGGGAGAGGAAGAUCGAGUUAAGUGGGGAGAGAGGAAUGAGGGUGAUCUUGUCGUAAAGAAUGAAGAAGAAAAAGUGAUCGCAGUAGCGCAGCGCGGUGAGCAGAAAUAACAAAAUUCACGCGAAGAAAAGAAGAGUGUGCGAAAAGGAAGAGCGAAGGAAGCGUCGAAAGGGUUGAACGGAGAGUGAGGAGGAGGUGAGAAGGAGAGAGAGGAAAAUUCAAUUCGUGUUUCAAGCGCAGUUUUGCUCGUCGGCACGACGACAAAGUCGGGUGAGAAAAAGAAGUGGAAGAAGCUGAAAUUGAAGUUAUUGUUGAAACCAAAUAAAAUUUUGCGCGCGCCGUGGCGCUGAAGAAAACAAAGUAAGCGAAGAAGCAAACAAGAGCAAAACAGUGCAAAGCACAAGUUUGAAAGUGCUAAUAAGUAAUAAUCAAUGCUGGCACAGUGAGAAAACAAGCUGAUGGGGAAGGAAGAAAAAAGAAAAGAAGUUGAAUUUAAGCAUCAAUAAAAAAUUUAACGGUUUCACGAAGCAAAAAAGGAAAUAAAAAAAAUCGCUGAUUGAUAAAUUGAUUGAUUGUGUUUUUUCUCCACUCUGUUCCCCGUUCAUCAUGGUGCAAUUUAGUGUGGUGCUCGCACACAAAUCCGCGUGUAAGUGUGUGUGUAAGCGUGAUCGCAUCCAAUAAAAAGUAAUUAAUCGCAAUAAAAGCGCGACGAAGAUCAGAGAAGGAAGAGAAAGUCAAAAUAGGGAGGAGGAGGAGAGAGCGGUGCAAAAAUUAUCUUUCAAUUUGCUUCGGGGUUUUUCUUCCCCUCUCUCGCUCAGAUCGAUAAUGCAGAGCUGUGAUGUGAAUCCGGUUUCGAUUGCGUGAGAGCAACAAGGGCGCGCCGUGUAAUCGAGAAGAAGAAUAAGAAGUUGAAGAAGCGAUCUCUUUGCUGGAAGCCGCCGACUUUUCUCGGUGGUCGUCUGCGAAGAAAAGAAGAGAAUCGCGAGGAAGGAAAAACACAUCAGAAAUUCAAUCAAGUGUGAGAGGCUGGUGAACCUUGGUCAAAGAAGAGAAGAAGAAAAAGAUCAAGAAGAGGAGCAGUAAAGGAAGGUGAGAAGUGCAGCAGAAGCGUCGUCACCAAGCAGAGAGAGAAGAGCUCCGGGAAGGAGGACUAAUCUAGAGAAAGAAUCAACGCGCGCAGAAAUGUAUCCGGCGCCAACGAGACAUCCGUCCGCAGCGGGUCCACCCCCGCAGGGGCGGCAGUUUACAAUCGCGGAAACGCUCGAACGGAUUAAGGAGGAGUUCAAUUUUCUCCAGGCACAGUAUCAUUCAUUGAAGCUAGAAUGUGAUAAACUCGCCAGCGAGAAAACAGAAAUGCAGCGACAUUAUGUCAUGUACUAUGAAAUGUCGUACGGCCUCAACGUCGAAAUGCACAAACAGACGGAAAUCGCCAAACGCCUCAACGCCCUAAUUGGCCAGCUGUUGCCUUUCCUGGCCACGGAACACCAGCAGCAGGUGGCACAGGCCGUCGAGCGGGCGAAGCAGGUCACGAUGCCGGAGCUAAACGCGAUUAUCGGGCAGCAACAUCAACAGCAGGGAAUUCAGCAACUUCUACAACAGAUCCACGCCCAGCAGAUCCCCGGCGGACCGCCGCAACCAAUUCCGGGGCUGGGCGCGCUGGCCGGACCGCUGACCGCGUUCGGUGGCCCGAUGGGACUGGGACCGCACGGCGGGGCGGUACCGCAGAGUUUGCUGAAGGCUCCGCCCGACCUGCACCGGGAGGACCUGAAGGUGCCCCUGGGGGGACCGUCCGCCGAGGAGCGCAUGCGUAACUCUGUCUCACCUGCCGACCGUGAAAAGUACCGGCCCCGAUCGCCCCUCGACCUGGACAGCGAAGCCAAGCGGCGGAAAGAGGAAAAGCUUAACCACGAAAGCGAUGGUGACAAAAGUGAGCAGGAUUUAGUGGUGGACGUCGCCAACGAAACGGGAACGCCAUCGCCCCGGCCAAACGGUGACCACGCGUCGCUGGAGAGCCGGGACCGGGACAGCGUCGGGCUGAACGGCAGCGACAAGGCCGGCUCGAGCAGUUUGAAGGGUGCCAACGAUCGACCCCCGUCCCGGUCCGGGUCCAGCUCGUCCCGGUCGACGCCCAGCCUCAAAACGAAAGAUCUCGACAAACCGGGCACCCCGGGCGGCAAAGCGCGCGUCCCAACGCCCAACUCUUCCACCCCUGGCGGCGGCGUCCCCAAAGCAGUAGUACCUCCCACGGCGGCCGGCGGCUACCCGGCCUCCCCAUAUCAGCGCCCGUCGGAUCCGUACGCGCGACCCCCGCCCGACCCGUACGGCCGGCCACCGAUGCCCUUCGAUCCGCACGCCCAGCUCCGAACCAACGGCGGAAUCCCGCUGCCCGUCUCGAGUGGUAAACCUGCCUAUUCAUUCCACAUGAACGGCGAGGGCGGACCCCAGCCGGUGCCCUUUCCGGCGGACGCCCUAACCGGGCCCGGAAUACCGCGGCACGCCCGCCAGAUCAACACGCUGUCCCACGGGGAGGUCGUGUGCGCCGUCACCAUCUCCAACCCGACCAAGUACGUGUACACCGGCGGCAAGGGCUGCGUCAAGGUUUGGGACAUCUCCCAGCCCGGCAACAAGAGCCCCGUCAGCCAGCUGGACUGUUUGCAACGUGACAACUACAUCCGCUCGGUGAAGCUCCUCCCGGACGGCCGAACGCUGAUCGUGGGCGGCGAAGCGUCCAACCUGUCCAUCUGGGACCUGGCGAGUCCGACGCCCCGCAUCAAGGCGGAACUGACAUCCGCGGCGCCCGCCUGUUACGCCCUCGCCAUCAGUCCCGACUCGAAGGUGUGCUUCUCGUGCUGCAGCGACGGCAACAUCGCCGUCUGGGACCUGCACAACCAAACGCUCGUCCGGCAGUUCCAGGGCCAUACGGACGGGGCGUCCUGCAUCGACAUCAGCCCCGACGGGGUUCGGCUUUGGACGGGCGGGCUGGACAACACCGUCCGGUCGUGGGACCUGCGGGAAGGUCGCCAGCUGCAGCAGCACGACUUUAGCUCGCAAAUCUUCUCGCUCGGGUACUGUCCGACGGGUGAAUGGCUCGCCGUCGGAAUGGAAAACUCCCACGUGGAGGUGCUGCACGCGACCAAGCAGGACAAGUACCAGCUGCAUCUGCACGAGAGCUGUGUGCUGUCGCUGAGGUUCGCCGCCUGCGGCAAGUGGUUCGUGUCCACCGGCAAGGACAACCUGCUGAACGCGUGGCGCACGCCGUACGGUGCGAGCAUAUUUCAGUCCAAGGAGACCUCAUCAGUACUUAGUUGUGAUAUUUCGACCGAUGACAAGUACAUUGUGACCGGUUCCGGCGACAAGAAGGCCACCGUGUACGAGGUCAUCUACUAGAGCAGCACCGUCAUCAUCAUCACCACAGACACCAUUCAAAAACAGUCAAGGGUAAUGUAACACAAAAUCCAAGAGAAGGAGAAGGAAUCUUCAAAAAGUGACUUAAAACCGCGUGUCAAUCCCAAACAAACGCUUCUUUACAGUAGCUGUAUCAGUUAUGCGAGAGUGAAACAAUGAGAGAAACAUUCAAUUUGGUGAGAAUUUGUAAAAAUCUGCGUAACAACUCACAAACCAAGAGAAAAAAAUAACACGCGCUGAGUGUAACAAAGUUAAACACGGUGACAAACGACAACUUGCUAAAAAAAAAAAGAAACGGAAAAAUGCUACAAAUGUUAUGCUGUAAGAAAGUAUGAUUUAAGUAAUUUAAUAAAAACAGUUUAAAGGUAAACGCGCAACACAGAAUGCCGCCCCCUCCCUUUAAAUGGUCAAAAAUCAAAGAAUUAAUUGUAGUAACUAGCGGAAAGGUGGCGACAGCAGAAACAGCAGCAGCAGCAACAAAGUAAUUUAAAUUAUCAAAGUGAUUCUCGUAAAUAAAUGCAGAGUAUUGUACAGUAUUUGAGAACUUCGUAAUGUUAAUUAUGACUAAGACCAAAACGAGAGAAAAAUACAACCUAGUGGAGAUCCCUGGAGGUUUCAAAUGCAAAAAAAAACUAAAAUUUGUCUGUAAAAAAAAUCAAUUAAAAUUAACUCAAAUCAAAUUAUUUUGGUCACCCCCAGUGAAGAAGCAUCCGAACCUCGAUAUCGAUGUCAGUUACUAAACUCCAGUUUUUGAUUUUUCCAUCAUUUUUCUCAUCAUCUUCCUUCCUACAAACAAAAUUUAUCAACAGCAACAAAACGUGUCAAGUCAGAAGAAAGGUGUACAUUUCUCAUCGCACUCAUUAUCGCUUUGCGGCAUCCCAUUUUCAGAACGACUAGAGUGCGCACCCGAUCGAUUAAUGAGAAGAAGAAAAAACAUGUAAUAUCGAAUGCAUUUAAGGCCAGAAUCUUUCUCUGCUGCUAAAGUGUCGACGAAAAUGAGAGUUGAAAAUAGAAUCAACAAGGUGAAAAGAGUGUAAAAGCGGCAAACACUGGAAAGUUCAAUAUAAAUAUUAUAAAUAAAUAUUUUUAGAAAUGAAAAAUUAAA
Culex pipiens pallens (northern house mosquito) is the source of this 4894-nucleotide messenger RNA. It is a transcript of the gene gro, whose product is annotated as protein groucho. Lineage: Eukaryota; Metazoa; Arthropoda; Insecta; Diptera; Culicidae. The record is from RefSeq and is a predicted model, not a curated record. Gene Ontology annotation, biological process: negative regulation of canonical Wnt signaling pathway; regulation of DNA-templated transcription. The coding region runs from base 1567 to 3771 and encodes 734 amino acids. The transcript is spliced from 15 exons. Gene Ontology annotation, molecular function: transcription corepressor activity; protein binding. Gene Ontology annotation, cellular component: transcription regulator complex; nucleus.